CCCACCCCUCCCCAAAAAAAUGAGGGUAUGAAAGGUGGUGUGCUUGUGGACAAAGAGGAAAGAUGAGUCUGUCAUGUAGAAAAGACCCUUACGGCCUCUCCUUGUAAAGACGAGAGAGCCGUGGGAGGUGACGGCUGUAGGAGGAUCAGUAGUGUUUAUAAAGGGGCCGAACCAGGCAGGCUCUUGUGGAAGGAAGGUGAUAGAAUGGCUAACCAGAGCUUCGCCAUCGAUGGCCCUGGCAGUUUGCUGGCUGUGCUGGCCUCGCAGAGUGGACUGGCAAGAGGCGGCAGCAGCAGCAGCAGCAGCAGCAGUGACGGCAGCAGCAACAGUGGAGGAGUCUCAGCCACAGAUAUGUCUGCCUACUUUAAGCUGGUCUUCUUGGGUUUGAUCAUCUGUGUCAGCCUUGUAGGCAACCUCUUGGUCUCCCUGCUGGUCCUACGAGACAGGACACUUCACAAGGCUCCCUACUUCUUUCUCCUGGACUUGUGCCUGGCCGAUGCAGUUCGCUCAGCUGCCUGCUUCCCCUUUGUGCUGGUUUCCGUCCACAACAGCUCGGCCUGGACUUACAGUGCCUUGAGCUGUAAAGUUGUGGCUUUUAUGGCUGUGCUGUUUUGUUUUCACGCUGCCUUCAUGCUGUUUUGUGUGGCUGUCACCCGCUACCUUGCCAUCGCCCACCACCGAUUCUACGCCAAGCGCAUGACCAUCUGGACCUGCGCCGCCAUCAUUUGCAUGGUGUGGACUCUGGCUGUUGCCAUGGCGUUUCCACCUGUCUUUGAUGUGGGGACAUACAAGUUCAUCCGUGAUGAGGAUCAGUGCAUUUUUGAACACCGCUACCUGAAGACCAACGACACCCUGGGCUUCAUGCUCAUGCUCGCUGUGGUGGUCCUGGCCACCCACGGUUUCUAUGCCAAGCUGCUGCUGUUUGAGUACAGGCACCGCAAGAUGAAACCUGUCCAGCUGGUGCCAGCUAUCAGCCAGAACUGGACCUUCCACGGUCCUGGGGCCACAGGUCAAGCUGCAGCUAACUGGAUUGCUGGGUUCGGUCGUGGUCCCAUGCCACCCACUCUUUUGGGCAUCAGGCAAAAUUUACACAAUCAACACCGGCGGCUGCUCGGGAUGGAAGAGGUGAGGUCAGAGAGGAGGCUGGGCAGGAUGUUCUACACCAUCACCCUGCUCUUCCUGGUGCUCUGGGCUCCCUACAUCGUGGCGUGCUUCUGGAGGGUGUUUGUCAAGUCCUGCACCAUCCCUCACAGGUACCUCUCCAUCACAGUGUGGAUGAGCUUCGCCCAGGCUGGAGUCAACCCCAUCUUCUGUCUCCUGCUCAAUGAGGACCUGAGGAAAGUGCUGAGAGCUCACCUGCCCACCUACUGGAGGACUAAACAACACCUGCCCCAGGAUGAGGCCUACUGCAUUAUGUGAUAAGAUAUGAGCUUAAUGAAGAGAAUGUUUUAGGUUUUAAAGGGAAACGUGGAGAAUAGAAGUGAUAUAAUGCACCUUGGUUAAGUGUCAGUGUCUGUUUUGUUGUUUUGCACAACAAAAAUCACAUUUUUUGCCAACAAAUGCAGGCACAGUGCUACUUUAUGAAGAAUGUUGAUAUUUGAAUAAAUGUGUCUGGUGCAAAGGUUUGAACAGGCCUUGGUAACUCUUUAAUGGUUUGUAUUUCUGAUGAUGUACUGUAUGAUUAAGAAGUAGGAAGGAUCACAACAAUCACCACUCCAACUAAGUGUGACAGAUGCCAUUUUAAAUUGAUGUUGCCUUAUUUCAGAGGGACACGCCCCAGAGUUUUUCGACUGAGAACUGGUUCCUGUGUCACAUGCGACACAAAACAGACACACAGAGGGUUGAAAUCCUUGAAGAAAAGUGCUGUGGACUGUGAAUAGAAAGUGUUGAUCAGAGCAUUACUAACUCUGAAACACAUCAAGGAACUCAAAGGGUCUGAAUGGAUUGAUAGACCACCCCGGACACCUUUUCAUUGAAUUCAAAGGAGACUGCAGAAUAUCGAAUGGACUCAAUAACCUUGGAUACAUUUAAAUAGCUGUUGUGAACCCAAGAAGCCCCUAACAUGCUUGAUUUUUUGGACUUGAUUUAGGGCGUGUCAGGUUUCUUUGUAUCAUAAAAAAAUUGCCUGUUUUCCUUUAUUUGUAAACUAUACAUGUUAAGCAGAUGACACUAUUUUGAAAUAUGACUUGAUUUGAUAUUGUAUAGACUGUACAGGAAUGUAUAUUCCUGCUUGUGUGUUUUUAUAUAGCAUUUGUGUGUAUGUGUGUGUGAGAGGAAGAGGUAGAAAAAUGAAAAAA
This is a messenger RNA of Seriola dumerili (greater amberjack), 2297 nucleotides long. RefSeq names its product probable G-protein coupled receptor 173. NCBI's taxonomy places the organism in Eukaryota, Metazoa, Chordata, Actinopteri, Carangiformes, Carangidae. The record is from RefSeq and is a predicted model, not a curated record. The transcript is spliced from 2 exons. Bases 205 to 1419 code for a protein of 404 amino acids. Gene Ontology annotation, biological process: G protein-coupled receptor signaling pathway. Gene Ontology annotation, cellular component: plasma membrane. Gene Ontology annotation, molecular function: G protein-coupled receptor activity.